Molecule: messenger RNA, 7758 nt
Organism: Trichosurus vulpecula (common brushtail)
Lineage: Eukaryota; Metazoa; Chordata; Mammalia; Diprotodontia; Phalangeridae
Gene: PYGO1
Product: pygopus family PHD finger 1
Exons: 3
Coding region: 368-1627 (419 amino acids)
Source: RefSeq, a predicted model, not a curated record
GGGCCCGGACCUCCCGCCUCCCGCUGUCAGCGGCUCCUGCAGCUCUCGGCGCUGAGGCAGCGGGCUCGGCCCCCGCACAUGCCGCCGGCCCCAGGCGGGGGGCUGCCCCCAGGCCGCGGUCCUCACCCCCGUCCCUAAGCCGCCGACCCCCCGCGGGCCAGGCCGUCCCUAGGCCGCGUCCUCCUGCCAAACUUUGCAAAGUCGGGCCCGCGUCCCCCGCGCCCUUGGCUGUUGCCGGGCUCGGCGGCGGCGGCACCGGGAGCGACAGCAGCCCCAGCGGCGGCGGCGAGAGGAGGCGGCGGCGGCAGCAACAUCAAAGAGACGCGAUUCCCGCUGCCUGGGGGGGAGUCAUGCUUUGCAGUCUGUAAUGUCAGCAGAACAGGAGAAGGAUCCCAUUGCGCUGAAGAGAGUUCGAGGUGGUGACAGUGGACUGGAUGGGUUAGGAGGACCAGGUGUACAACUUGGAAGCCCAGAUAAGAAAAAGCGGAAAACAAAUACUCAGGGGCCUUCUUUUCCUCCACUGUCUGAAUAUGCCCCACCACCGAAUCCGAAUGCUGACCAUCUAGUAGCAGCUAAUCCAUUUGAUGACAACUAUAAUACCAUUUCCUAUAAGCCUCUACCUUCAUCAAAUCCAUAUCUUAGCCCUGGUUACCCUGGAUUUGGAGGCUACGGCUCAUUCAGAAUGCCACCUCAUGUACCCCCAAGAAUGUCAUCCCCAUACUGUGGUCCUUAUUCACUUAGGAAUCAGCCACACCCAUUUCCUCAAAAUCCUUUAGGUAUUGGUUUUAAUCGGCCUCAUGCUUUUAACUUUGGGCCACAUGAUAAUUCAGGUUUUGGAAAUCCAGCAUAUAAUAGUCCACUAAGUCAGAAUGUUAAUAUGUCUAAUCAACAUUUUAGACAAAAUCCUGCUGAAAACUUCAAUCAGAUUCCUCCACAGAAUGCCAGCCAAGUAUCCAAUCCAGACUUGGCAUCUAAUUUUGUCCCUGGAAAUAAUCCAAAUUUUACCUCCCAAUUAGAAUCAAAUCAUUCAUUUAUCCCUCCACCAAACACUUUUGGUCAAGCAAAAGCACCCCCACAAAAACAAGACUUUAGUCAAGGAGCAACUAAAAGCACUAAUCAGAAUUCUUCUGCCCAUCCCCCUCAUCUCAAUAUGGAUGAAACUGUAAACCAGGGUAAUAUUGACUUGAAAAAUGUUAGUCGAAACAAUACAGUAAAUCAAGAAAGCAACCGUUCCAACAGCACUGAUAAUGCAAACAGCAGCCAUGCAAAUGGAACUCAGAAUAAGCCCCGUCAACCCAGAGUUACAGCUGAUGGGUGUAAUUCUGAAAAGAGCAACAAAACCACUCUCCACCCAAGUCGACAUGGCCAUUCAUCUUCAGACCCAGUAUAUCCUUGUGGCAUUUGUACAAAUGAAGUGAAUGAUGAUCAGGAUGCCAUCUUAUGUGAGGCCUCAUGCCAGAAAUGGUUCCACCGGAUCUGUACAGGGAUGACUGAAACUGCUUAUGGCCUCCUGACUGCAGAAGCUUCAGCAGUAUGGGGUUGUGAUACCUGCAUGGCUGAAAAAGACGUCCAGUUAAUGCGCACUAGAGAAACUUUUGGACCACCUGCAGUGGGCUCUGAUGGGUAAUCAGUAGGUUUUUUUAGCUUAGUUUUUUCCAUGGUUAUUACAUAGGAUCUUAAAGUUUCACAGUACAGAAACGAAACAAAACCAGUUAUUUAUCCUUUAGUUUUUACAAUAUUUAGCUUCAGUACUGUUGUAAAUGUUGUACAGAAAUAUAAAAGCCUCUUUAAUCUUCAAAACAAUCUGCUAAAAUUUAGAUUGGUCAUAUAUAGGUUGUAACUAUAAAAAAACCCCAGAAUUAGUGAAUCCUAAUGUAUAUUUUUAAUAAAUAAACUGUACCAAAGUGCUACUUUGAAAGCACCAUAUAAAACAUUGAGUUUAGUAUCUCCUUUUGUAAGGGUCCAUUUAGCUUGUUUUAAAAUUUUUUUUGUGUAAGUGAAACACAAAUGGGAAACACUUAAGGUUUUUUAAAUUUUUAAGAGAAUAAUACCAGAUUUUUCCAGCUAUCUCAAUUUUAGUUACCUUCACAUUUGCAAAUAUUUCUUGUCACUGCACAUGUAUGUAUGUAUGUAUGUACGUAUGUAUGUUGUUAGUAGAUUUUAUACACAUACAUACUAGGAACUCAAUUCUCAUCAGUUUUUCUGUUUGACUUUAGUUAGAGGUAAGUACUUGAAAAUCCUCAAAAGCUGUGGUAAAUACAAUAUCUGCACAUUUUUAGGAAGUUUUAAAAAUAGAUGAAAUGUAUACCUGGGUAGAUAGCAUUUUGUGAAAAUUAGCACUUAAUAAAGCAGGUUAAACUAUAAUCUGUUCUGUCUUCCUACCACUUGGUAGUCAGUAACAUGUGAAAGUCCUAUUUUGUCUAUAUUGUAUUUUUUGUUGGAAAUAUGUAAUUGCUGUAAAUUUUUAAGCAAUCAACUUAGCCAACUACAAUUUCUUUUGAUUUUGUGUGAACAUUUUAAAAAAUGAUUCAUUGCAUGCUGUAUUCUUAUUCUUAGAAUGAAAUCAUGAUUUCCGCUGUUUUGUGUAUAAUGUACAGAGCUGGAUAGAUACUGUGAAUAGAGCAUUUCAGUGUUUGUUCUCAGGAGUCCACUUAACAUUCUACACAAUGGUACUUGAGUUGUAUUCUGUGCUUAAAUUGAUCCUGCAUUUCCUUUAGCUCUCUACUUAGAAGAAUUACACUACCUUUUAUAAUGUGCAGCCAGCUCUUCCUAUGAAAGGAAAAUAAAUUUACCUCUCCCAAGCAAAUUUGAAGGUACUAGGGUUUGUAACAUUCUUCUCUCAUAUUCCAUUUUCAAAUAGAAGUUAUGUAUUUUCAAUCAAGAUGGUUUUCGUUCAAAUAUUUAGGCUUGAAACAACAUUGGCAAAUAUUAUCCUGUAAAUAUUGAAAUGAAAACCACAUAUACUUGAUUCUGACAAUGUAUUUACCAUGUCUGAAUUAUAUAUCAGUAGCUGAAUGUUUUGUGUGUUUAAAUCAGUGGUACUUUUAGAGUGUUCCUACACUUAAUACUCAGUCAGCUGUUCUUGGGGAAGACAAGCUAUUGCUAAAUACUAAUUGCCUGGCUCCGUUUGACCAAAAGGAGGUAGAAUUAAUGAAACAGACAGAUAUGAUCUUAUCGGGACAGUAGUGGACUGCCCUAGAAGUACUAGAACUUUUAAUGAAAGGACUUGCACAAAGGUAUAGUAAUUCUCCAGUAGCACAGCUCUUUCUCUGGUGCAGUCCUCUUUUCAUUCUUGAAAGGCUUCUUUUGUCACAAGAAAAAGUUUUUGAGCAGAAAAUCUUAAGAAUUUUUCUAUCCAGUCUUAGAAGCCUUGCCAAUGUUCCACCUGGCGAAAAUGUUAGGAGGCCUUUCAAAAAGGCUGUUACUAAUGGAAAUUUUCCUAGUGGCAAUUCCUCUAUCAGAACUUAUUAUGAGGUUUUGUCUUGGUAUAUCACUGGAGAGUUCCUAUUAUGCUGGUUUUAAGAUGUUGCAGAUUCACUAGUAUAGAAUUAGCUUAGUUUGUACAGGAAAAUAAAUUGUGCUUAUCAGUUAGAGUGCUUAGAAUUAGAGCUGUCCUGAUUUUUUACUUUAAGUUGUGUGAUAUUUAAAAGCAUUUCUAAAGACUUACUGUCAAAAUCAGAAUACUUGUGUAAAUAAAACUGAACAUUUUCUUGGCUAGUGAUUGUUCUGCAUAGAUAAUAAAAUAGUACAUAAAGAAAUCCAGUAUUUUUUUAAGGCUCCCAGCACUGCCUGAUAGAAUGACCUCCUUACAGUGUGCUUUAAUCCCAGGUGAAAGAAGUGUCAAGAGUCUUCAUCUAAUAAUAUUUUAAACUUAUCUGUCUUGCACACAUUAAAAGGGCUGAUGUAUACUAUACCCUUCACUAUGUUAGCUAUUUUAUAAUUAAUAUUAAAAUAAUAUAUAAGCAGUGAUUAUUUUUGAAGGCAGCUGAAGAGGUUUUGGAUUUCUUUUGCUAGUGUAUAAAGGCAUGGAAAAAUCUAUACAGUUUUAGAUUUUUUUAAUUUAAAGGAUACAGGCAAGUCCCUUAAAUUACAAAUGGGUUAUAUUUUUAAAAAAUUUAUAAGUUGUUUGGAAUUCAAAACACAUUUUACCAUAGAAACAAUCCUUAUAAAUAGUGGCUAGGUUUCCAGGCUAGCCCAUAAAAACCUAAUUAAUUAACUCAUAUUGUAGCUGAAUUAUAGUGCAACCUGAGCCCUGGGUCUUCGAGGCAGGGGCUCAAUGGCCCAUAGAGGAGGGAGGACAUGGGAAGAGGAAGACAGGGUCCUUCCUACCCCUUUUCUGGUACAGAGUCAGCCUUAGGCAGAUUUGUUUUAAGUAAGUAAAGUUUAGUCUUUUAUUGACUUUAUGCUUUUGUUUCUGCAUUCCUGUCACACCUAUUGGCCCCCUCUGCAGAUCCCCAGAUUCCCUCAUGCUGCCCUUCUACUCCCCAAUAGCAUCAUAUCUCAGCCCUUCCCUACCCCAAAGUUCUCUGUGACCAAUCUCCCAUCCAACCAAAACCCCCAUUCCCUUAAUAUAUCUGUUUCAAUUAGAUGUUAGCAACAAGCUGGUUGCUGACUAUUUCAGGACACUAACAUCUUGGCCAUAUAUAUGCCUGUUGAGCUCUUCCCCCAAUUCUAGCACUGACCUCUUCCUCCCUCCUACCCCCACCCCAAUAUAUUGGGUGCAGACAUUGCUAAUCAAUGGCCAUGGCUCAUUUACUUAAUCUACUCUAAGUGUCAAUGGCUAAUAGCUAGCUACCAAUCCCUCCUAGAAGUAUAGAGUGCUUGUUAACCAAAAUGAAUCUAAUUGGUGGGAUCUCAAGGAGCAUUAACAAAUUGAAAUGGAAAAACAAAAUUAUGCAGUGUUAGCUGUGGUGGUGAGGUGUUUUGGAAUAGAUAGCCUGGGUUCAGUUUUCCUAACAACUCUUGCUUUUCCCACUCUUCUAAACCUGCAGUUUCUUUUAUAUUUUCAAUGUUUUCACAGCUUUAUAUUAUACUUGUCUUCUCCAACCCCACCCAAUAUCAUCCGGCCAUCUGGAUGACAUGCUUUGUCUGUCUGAUUGUCCAGUGAUAGAUAAAUGGUCUCUUCUACUGGAUGUGGAAGGGACUUUUGGGACAGGGAAUCCUGUCUCAAACAGUAGAAGGGAGGAUAUUGAAUAAGCUAGUUUGGUGUAAAGGUCAUUCAUAAAAAGGGCUUCAAAAGUUGAGGACUCUAAUGUUUUAAGUUUUUACAAAAACAAUAUGUCCCUUUUUUCUCAUUCUUGUUAAUAACACUAUCUGUAGUUAUAUUUAAAGGACUUUAUCUUCACUUACCAGUACUUUUCAUGUUAUAUAGAUGAUGUUGCCUGCUAGUCAAAAUGUUAUCUUUUAUAAAAGAAAGUCCUGCUUCUUAUCAUGAUGUAUGUGACUUAAAUGACUGUUUCAUAUUAAAACUAUUCCUUCCUUAUGUACUGUUUACAUAUGCCUCUUUUUGGGAUAUUAGUUCAGUACUUUUAUACAAAUCUGAGUGUGUUCCACAUUGGUGACAUGUAUUUUUGCAACUAAUUUUUUUGAGUUUUGUUCUGAUUAUAAAUUAGAGCAUGUCUGAAUUAACACAUGCAUUAGUGCUGUGGUCUGUGGCAAAAUUACUGUAAUUCAAAUUGGAAAAAAAAAAGAGUUUCCAGACUUUGUCCAACAUUUAUUCUUAUGACAAAGAAAAUUACUAUGUAAUACUAAUUAUUUCAUAUGAUGGUGUGUUUUAAGCUACUCUAUGAAGUAUGUGAAACAUCACUGUUUAAGGAUUGGUGGCUGGCCUGGUGUCCUUGAACUGGGAGAGAAGGGUAAAUUUAAUGUUAGCAAUUCAUGAUAUUCAUAGUAGAAUAAUUACUUCUUGAAAACUUGGUCAUCUUUUGCAGGCAUAAUUUAAUAGGAAAUGGUUAGCUGGAAAAUAUGGUGUAUAGUAGAAUUGUUUAAUGUGGUUAGUAAUGUUAAUAAUGCUAUUUAAUUAUAAAUUGACACUUAAGGCUUUUAAAACCUAUACUGUGUGAUCAUCAAUUGACUAAAAUAUAUUUUUGACAUAGUCUUAGUCAUCUAAUUAUUUCACAAGGCUUUUGUAGAUUACAAUAAAUUUUAUAUAUUUUUAAAAUGAAAAUAUUAAAUAGUAUUCCUUCAAAUACACCAAAUUUUAUACCUUUAGUGAUGCGUUAUACAGAUCUCCACCAUCAUCCUCUUCCUUUCCCCCCUCCAGGAAAUAUUUCUUUUUUUUAAUCAUUGGGAUAAUGUAAAACUUCAUUAAUUUGAACAAAACUAGUUCAGAAUUUGUGAUUAUUAAAAUAAGCACUGAAUUGGACUUAGCUUUUGUAUUUUACAUGAAGAAAGGUGUUUAUGAGAAAAACCCAUAUAUACAAGAUCAUAAGGAAAAUUAAUGUUAAUCUUAAGAGAAUACUUUUUAAGCACUUUAAGAACAAAUAUUAUUUAUGUUUACAUAUAAAUAAUAUGCUAACCACAAACAUUAUCAUCAAAUUGGUAGUUCCUCUACUAGACAACACUUGAUCUAAUUCAAAUAAGAACCUGUAUCUUUUGAACAGAAUAGAAAUUGCAUUUCUUUUUUAAAAAAAUUCUCAUUUUCAUACUUUUCAUUCAAGUUCUGACUUGUUGAAGUUUUUCUGUAUUAUAAUCUGUGUUCAUUUUGACACUAUUAGAUGCUGCAGGUAUUACAUACAUGACCUGGUCUUUUUAGUCACCUGAUCAUAUAUUAAUAAUCAGAUUGAUUGAAAAGAAAUUAGUUUUAGUUCUUGACAUGUAAAAAAAUAACAGAUCAAUCUAUUAGCAGUCUUUGGACUGAUUAUGUUGAUUACGGACAUGACUUUAGACUUGAAUGCACAGUGUUCUUCAUGGGUUUUUGUGUAAGAAUUUAUAUUUAGGAAAAGUUUUCGCAUUUUGCUUUUGCCUGGUACUUUGGCAUAUUGUUUUUUGAAACUGAUUCUCACUUUUGAUUCAGUUGUACAGGUUUAAAGAAGUGUUUAUUAUUAAAUGAUUCAUGAAUUGCUAACUCAAGUAACUUUGUGGAAAAAUUAAAAUGAGAAAAUACCAUGAUAUGACUUGAAUUGUUUGUUCAAAAUGAUUUAGGCUUUUUUAUUUGGACAGUACAUAGGUUACUGUCUUUAGGGAAAUAAAAUUGGCUCAUUGAUUGAAUGGUAAAUGUUCAUAUUCAAUUAUUUAAGUGCUUCUGACUGUUAAUUUAAAUAUUUUCAAUUUCUUUGUAAUUAAAUAAUGAGAAGCCAAUUCUAUUCUCUUUAUGAGAAAAUUAACUUUAAAAUGUUUCCUACAAAGUAUAGUUAAUUUGUAAAUCAUCUUAUCCCUUUCUCUUCUCCCCUUACACACCAUUCUUAAAUAUAAGACCUUCUGAAGGAAUAUAAUUUAUUGUCUUCCACCUUAUUUUUUUUAUUUGUUUCACAUUACUGUGGCCUUUCAGGUUAGUGGCAAAUAGAAAAGUAGUAAGAAAAGUUACAGUUACUGCCAUCCAGACAGUUCAUAAUAUGAGUUAUUGUUGGCCUUUCAUUUAAAAGAUUAUGCCAAAUGUCAUGUGUGCAUAGUAAGAGGAGUGUUUGUUUAUCAGAAUCCAUCUACUAUUAGUAGAAACUAUGUAUGGCAGGCUUUCUUGAACAAUAUGUAUUGUAAGUUUUCCUAUAUUGUUAUUUUGCAGUAAAUUCUUUCAAAUAAAGCUAAUUUUUAAAGAGAAAA